Molecule: messenger RNA, 1264 nt
Organism: Vespa mandarinia (Asian giant hornet)
Lineage: Eukaryota; Metazoa; Arthropoda; Insecta; Hymenoptera; Vespidae
Gene: Wdr92
Product: dynein axonemal assembly factor 10
Molecular function (GO): protein binding
Source: RefSeq, a predicted model, not a curated record
CAACAGAUGGCGUUUAUUCUUGUUUAUAUCGAUACUUUAACUCUCAGAUGAAGUGUCAACUUUGCGUAGCUGUAACCAAGAAAUAAAGUUAGAAAUUAAGCUAUGGAGAAAUUAUCAAAACCACAAAUAAUUUGUCAUAUUGAAAAAUCCGUCGAUUAUUCCUUAUUUGACACAAAAUGGAUUCCGUGUAGUGCGAAGUUUGUGGUUAUGGGCUCUAGACCUCGUGGUACUGGAAUUAUACAGAUUUAUGAAGUAUCAAGCGGAGAAUUAAAACAUAUUAAGGAUAUCGAACGAUCAAAUCCAGUUAAAUGUGGAACAUUUAACGCUUCGAGUUUACGAGACAGGCACUUAGCAGUUGGUGAUUUCAAGGGAAAACUUAAUAUAUACAAUCUUGAAGAUCCUUCAAUACCACUUUAUACAGCUAAUGCUCACGAUGAUAUUAUAAAUGCUAUUUCUGGUGUAGCUGGUCAUAGCAUUGGUUGUGGUGCACCAGAGUUAGUAACAGGAUCACGCGAUGGUAGCGUUAAAGUAUGGGAUCCAAGACAAAAAAGUCGACCGGUAGCUGUAAUGGAACCUAAAGAAGGAGAAAGUCGUAGAGAUUGUUGGACAGUUUCCUUUGGUAAUUCUUACAACUCUGAAGAAAGAACUGUUGCAGCUGGCUAUGACAACGGGGAUAUCAAAAUGUUUGAUUUAAAAGCCAUGUCUCUUAGAUGGGAGAGUAACGUCAAGAAUGGUGUUUGUGGUAUCGAAUAUGAUAGGAAGGAUAUUCCUAUGAAUAAAUUAGUCGCAACUACUCUUGAGGCUAAAUUUUAUUUAUUUGAUUUGAAAACGCACCAUCCAAAGAAAGGUUAUGCUUAUUUAAUAGAAAAGGCGCAUAAAUCAACAAUAUGGAUGGUCAAGCAUUUACCACAAAAUAGAGAAAUAUUUGCAACUGGAGGUGGAGAUGGUUCUCUUUGUCUUUGGAAAUAUAAUUAUCCAGAGAAACGAAAGCAGACUGACGCGGAUGGUAUAGAGCAAGGUGUUAUUGGAAGUGUAAGUCUACUUCAAAACAAUUCUCUUUCAACUCAACCAAUUAGUGCCUUGGAUUGGAGUCCAGAUAAACAAGGGUUAGCUGUUUGUACAUCGUUUGAUCAAUGUUUACGUGUUAUUAUAACAACUAAGCUUAACCUCGUAUGAAAGAAAUAUAAAAGUUCAACAUAAAUGUUUACAAGUAAUAAUCAUUAAUAAUUACCAUUAAUGAAAUAUAUUUUAUUAUAAAUUUUCA